Apaloderma vittatum (bar-tailed trogon) is the source of this 2013-nucleotide messenger RNA. It is a transcript of the gene BEST3, whose product is annotated as bestrophin 3. Lineage: Eukaryota; Metazoa; Chordata; Aves; Trogoniformes; Trogonidae. The coding region runs from base 1 to 2013 and encodes 670 amino acids. Gene Ontology annotation, molecular function: chloride channel activity. The transcript is spliced from 9 exons. The record is from RefSeq and is a predicted model, not a curated record.
AUGACAGUCACUUAUUCCAGCAAAGUAGCAAAUGCCACUUUCUUUGGAUUUCACAGAUUACUCCUAAAGUGGAAAGGCAGCAUCUACAAAUUGCUGUACAGAGAAUUUAUUGUUUUUGCUACUCUUUACACAGCGAUAAGUGUAUUAUACAGAUUUUUUCUUACAGGUAGCCAAAAAAGAUUCUUUGAAAAAUUAUCUAUUUACUGUGACAGAUAUGCUGAACAAAUCCCGGUAACUUUUGUGCUUGGUUUCUACGUUACUUUGGUGGUGAAUCGCUGGUGGAACCAGUUUGUGAACCUGCCGUGGCCAGAUCGUCUGAUGUUCCUCAUCUCUAGCUGUGUCCAGGGCAGAGAUGAAUAUGGGCGCUUGUUAAGGAGGACUCUUAUGCGUUACGUGAAUUUAACAUCUCUGCUGAUAUUUCGCUCUGUGAGCACAGCCGUGUACAAAAGGUUCCCCACCAUGGACCACGUGGUAGGAGCAGGUUUUAUGACAAGAUACGAAAGAAAAAUUUUUGAUGACCUUAAGUCUCCCCACCUGAAAUACUGGGUUCCCUUUGUUUGGUUUGGAAAUUUGGCAUCAAAGGCCCGAAAAGAGGGAAGGAUUCGAGACAGCGUAGAUCUGCAGACACUGAUGAACGAGAUGAAUAAGUACCGGUCUUGGUGUAGUCUUUUGUUUGGUUAUGACUGGGUUGGAAUUCCACUUGUUUAUACCCAGGUUGUUACUCUUGCAGUCUAUACUUUUUUCUUUGCCUGCCUGAUAGGGCGCCAAUUUUUGGAUACUGACCAAGGGUACCAGGGACAUGACUUGGAUAUUUACAUUCCAAUCUUCACACUGUUGCAGUUCUUCUUCUAUGCAGGAUGGCUCAAGGUCGCUGAACAGCUUAUUAAUCCAUUUGGAGAAGAUGAUGAUGAUUUUGAAACUAACUGGUGCAUUGACAGAAAUUUACAGGUCUCACUUCUGGCGGUGGAUGAGAUGCACAUGAACUUACCAAGGAUGGAGAAAGAUAUUUACUGGAAUGAUUCCUCUGCCCGACCACCCUACACAAAAGCAGCUGCUGAUUACUGUAUUCCUUCGUUUCUUGGAUCGACCAUUGAAAUGGGGCUGGCUGAUACUGAAUUCCUCUAUGGGGAAGAGUGGCCCUGGGAAGAGGAGAAACACCAAAGACAACGUUCAGUGCUGAGAAGAGUCAAGAGGUUUCUCAGCGUCCAUGAGGGCCCACCGUCCCCCGCACACCGGCGCUACAGUCGGCAGACGAGUGAGAAUUCAGUGUUUUUCCCAGCAGAUGAAAAGGGCCACAUCAGACGGCUGCAGGAAAUGCACACAAGAGGGAGACACUCUACCUCGAGCUUCAAGAAGAGGUCCUUCAAUGAAGGAGUUGACAGAAGCAACAGACUUCAUCGUAGCAGAGAUCUGGGACCCAUAACUGAAACUUCAAGGAACGAGGCACAGUUUGGAGACAGUGACACCUCAUCGGAGACAAACAAGCCAGUUCCUGAGGUCAUCAUCUCUGAAGCUGAGGAGAAAGCACCUGAUGUGCCGGGCAAACCAGAUCUGCAAACAGAGCUCACUGCAAGCGUGCCAGUAGAGAUGCUUCAAAGGAGACUAACUGAGGGAAAUGUGACUUUUCUGGACCAUCCUUUUUUCCCCCCAGAAAUGACUACAUACCUCCCAGACUCUGAGGUGCAUCAGUCACUUCCUACUGUGAUAGGGGAGCCCAAGCAUGAACCCCAUGGUAGUAACAUAGCCGGUUUCAUAACAGAUCAUGAGAGAAACCUCCAGCGAUGGAGUUUACCGAGCUUCCAUAGUCCUAGUACAGCACCAAAUGCUGACACUGCAUCGCCUUUAACAGAUUCUGGGACGACUUCACAACAAGGGACCUUCAGUGACGAAAAAACUGUUACUCCUUCCGAUGCUCCAGAGACAUUUGAGAUGCAGCACUUAUGGGAAAACUUGGAUAGUAAAGAAACAGCCAUAGUAGAAUUUUCUAAUGAGAAAAGUGAAAAAAAACUUUGA